Chara braunii is the source of this 3360-nucleotide messenger RNA. Lineage: Eukaryota; Viridiplantae; Streptophyta; Charophyceae; Charales; Characeae. The record is from the annotation of a GenBank genome assembly.
CCGUUAAUCCGGUUGUGCACUGACACCAUGGUUGAGACCCGUAGUGGGAAGAGCACUWGCCCCUACACCAAGGAGCAACAAGAGAAGAUGGCCGCCUUAGUGAGAGAAAAUAAGGAAAGGAAGUUGAAGGCGAUCGCAGAGGAGCAGGCGGCGAAGARGAAGAAAUUGGAGGACGAGAUGAUGAGGAUUCAGCAAGAGGAGGAAGAAAAGAGAAAGGCUGCUGAAGAGGAAGCAGCACCAGAAGAAGCAAAAGAGAGGAUGCRUAUUCAGAGUAGAGAGGGGAGUAGUGGCACGAAAAAGGAUAAAGACGCAGAGAUGGAGAAAAAGAUCAGCGAGUGGGUUGCCAAUUUAUCAUUGGGGGAAGACRAGGAGGCGGAGUCUUAUGUGCCUCAGGAUGAGAGAGAUGUGUUAGUCAGGGAGCUAAUGGCAAUGGAGGACCCCAUGGAACGACGAGAAAGAGAGGAGGAGCAGAAGCAAGAAGUGGAGGCCCAGGCAGACGACAAGUCCAAAUGGAAUAAGGUGUUGGGAUACUUGGAGGUGUUGAGUGUGGCUUGGAUGGAGGAGCGCCAAGCYAGUUGGAGUCAAGAAGUAGCCUUGAGUGCCAUGCGGUCGGGGCUUAGGGACUUUGCGCGCGAUAUGGUUACCCACGUUGGGGGAGAAGUUAGGAGGUUGAGAGACAACGUGGGGAAGUUUUGUGAGGGUGCUAUCGAGGGCGCCAAAGCGAUAGCCGCUGUAGAGGGCGAGGCUAGACCCCGCAAGGACCCGGUCAAGCUUAAGUUUCCAGAUGCGUACGGGGGAAAAAAGGAGGAAAACUUUGACAACUGGGRGGCUAGCGUCAAUAGUUACGCUUAUUUACAACAUAUCUUGACAGAGGAGCAAGUCCUCGUAGCUUUUCAGGCCCUCAAAGAUGAAGCGGCGAGUUUCGCCAGAUCCCUUGCGCGCGCAGCCAGUUGUGAAAACAACCUGGUUCCCUAUUCUAAAGUCACUCCCCUUCCUCAAUUCUUUAAGCUCCUGAGGGAGCGAUUUGCUGACCCAACGAGAGGCGUCAUGGCCUCUGAUAAGUUGCAGACGAUCCACUCGCGACAGUGGAGGAGUGCAAGAGCACUCAAGGGCGUUAUGGACGACUUGGUAGUCAUCCCAGACCAUGGGGUCACUGAGACCCAUUUGGUCCAAUUGUUUUAUCGUGCCAUGCCCGAGCCCCUGCGUGAGCAUUUCUUUGAGAAGUCUCAACAGGCCGACAUCACUUGUGAUGUGCGGAGUAGAGAAGUGGUCCUGUAUGAGUCAAAGUCCAUGCCAGUGUCCACUUGCCGGCACAAGGACUUGGACAAAGGAAAAAGGUGGAAAGGUCGUACCAUCUCAGGCCAAGUAAGGGCCAAGGAUCAUAUAAUCCUUACCUUAGAGGAAGGUGGUACAGACGAGGUCCCGUAUAGUCAGAUUGAGUGGGGCCUCGAGGARGAGGACAGCAGCGUGGGGCAGGGGAGGUCCUAUGCUGCUGUCGCAGCUGGAGGGAGGCCGCAAAGUAGAGGAGGAGGCGAUGGCCAAAGGGGCCAGGCCAUGGGAGGCCGAGGACCGGGCGCACAGGGGGUUGGCGGACAAGGGAACCGCCAAGUGGGAGGCAGGGGUCAAGGUCCCCCGCCAAAUCGUCAAGAGGUUGCAGGCCCGUGCCUAGCUAGCUGUCGAGAAACUGCUUGUGUUAGCGUCUCUCUAGGCACGUCCCUCACAGGUGUGGCAGAAGAGUUGAAGGAGAGGAUGCCAGCCUGGGCCAAAAUGAAGAAGGAGAGUAAGGAACAACUGAUCUUGGUAGAUGUAGAAGUGUUUAGAAGCAGAGUAGGGGCCCUUAUAGACUCAGGGGCCACCCGCAGUUAUAUUAGUCGUAGGGCGCUGAAGAAGCUGAGGCUAGGAUUAAAAGUCCAAAAGUUAGCAGACCCUAUAGUUAGUGUCCUCGCAAACAACCGUACAAUGCGUGUUGAGGACUACUUAGAGGGGGUCCCGGCGUACUUUCGCCUAGAGAAAGAUGGGAAGGUGGAGAAAGUUCUCCAUUCCCUAACUCUCCUCGUUCAGGAUGACCUUCCUUUUGACAUGGUGUUAGGAAUGGAUUGGGGAGAGGCAGCAGGGGCCACACUCCACUUGAGAGAGCAUGAGUGUAGGCUCAAUGCUCCGUCAGGCGAGGUUAAGACUGCCCGCCUGUUUCAUGUGUCACGUGUAGACAACACCUUGGCACAUUGUCGUCUCAGUGCUCCCGCGUUCGCGCGGUUAGUGAAGAAGGAGCGAUUAGAAGAACAGGUCUUUGUAGUUUAUGUUAGACCUGUCACUGAGGCUAAGGAAGAGGUGACUUCCACAGAUCCAACGAUUGCCAAGCUGCUGGAAGAGUUUAAAGAUUUGACCGAGUCGCCGACAGGAGUAGUCUUGGAGAAGUUGAGAGAGUCAAACUUCAAGAUCAACGCGAAGAAGUGCAAGUGGGCCAAGACACAAGUGUACUUGGGCCACGUAUUAGACGGAGAUGGGAUUAAACCUGAGGACAGCAAGAUAGCGGCAAUCCGAGACUGGCCGACGCCCCGCACAUUGACAGAGUUGCGGUCGUUCUUAGACCUAGCUAAUUACUAUAGAAAGUUCGUGAGGAACUUCUCUACUAUCGCCGCUCCCUUGCGCAGGUUGCUUAAGAAAGAGGCAAUCUGGCAAUGGGACAAAGAUUGUACGUCUACGCUAAAGAAGUUGAAGCGCGUAUUGAUAGAGUACCCUAUCCUCAAAGUAGCUGAUCCGUCCUUGCCAUUUGUCGUCACCACGAACGCGAGUCAGUAUGGUAUAGGCGUCGUGUUGCAGCAAGACGACGGCAAUGGCUAUAGACUUGUAGAGUUCAUGUCAGCGAGGAUGCCCUCAGAGAAGGUAGCCACCUCGACGUAUGAGAGGGAACUCUACGCUCUCAGGCAGGCCUUAGAGCACUGGAAGGAAUAUCUGCUUGGGAGGCACUUCAAAGUGUAUUCUGACCAUGAGACACUUAGAUGGUUGAAGACCCAGGCCAAGAUGACACCUAAGCUAACUAGGUGGGCCGCUGAGAUAGACUUGUACGACUUUGAGCUCAAGCCAGUGAAUGGUAAGUAUAACGUAGUUGCGGACGCUCUGAGUAGGAGAUCAGACUACUUUGGAGCCAUAGUACAUUAUCUGGAUAUAGGGAGAGACCUGCAGGAGAAAGUGAAACAAGCGUAUGCGUAGGACCCUAUCUAUAGCGACCGCCUAAAGAGAGUUAGAGAGGCCUCAGAGACCGAGCCACACUACCGCACUACCGAAGGAUUGUUGUUUAAGAAGACGGAUGUAUUCGACCGCCUAUGCGUUCCCAACAGUGAGUAAAUCCGCAGUGUGAUC